UGAAUCGUCUUUUUCCCGUGCCGACACACUUUCAGGUUCUAGAAUCUCAAUUGUGUUUGCCUUAACCUAGUAUCGAGAGACAUAUUUCUCCAUCAACAAUGAUAGCUUCCCACGUUCGGACGAAUUUUCGCCUUCUGUGCUUGCAAUGAAGAGGACCGGAGCUGAGACGUUUCUUUUUUCCUUGAGAGAAGGACUCGCAAACUCCUUGAAGGAGAUCAGCUGCUUCGGCAGGUAUUCUUCGUUUCUCGGCAGAAUUCGAUACUGACGGUUUUCCCCAGUGUCACUCUGUCAUUUUGCUUGCUUGCGAGUGAUCGUCUUCGUGUCUCGUGGAUGUUUGUGCUUAUCUGUCGAAAUUCGCCUAUCCAGUCAGUUGAUCCAUGAAGAGCCAGCCAUCGAACGUCUCGAACCCACAUGCGUAGGCAGCCAAUGAGGCAGACUGCCCUUGUGUCUUGUCACCUUUCCUCGAUUGUGUUUCGCCUCACGUGAUAAGUCGUGUAUUAAAAGUGAUCGCGUCCAUAAUGGCAGCGGGAGGCUUCUGGCUGGAUGGGCAGGCCUUCCAGGCUGUCUACCGUUCCCCUGAUGUGCCCACAAUAAUAAAGGGGCAGGCGUUUCUACUGUUAAAUGACACGCAAAGCGCGGCAGUUGACGGAGAGUCCGUCACCGUGGGCACAAAAGAAACCGAAGCUUCAGAAUGGGUGAAGCGCUUCUGUACUGUAAAGGCGAAUCUGUUUGGUUUCGCGCCACACAGCGACGCUCCGUUUGAAGGUGCAUAUCUUCUCGAGAAUGUCGACGUUAUUGCUCUCACGGCCAAGGAUGCCCUAAUAAAGCAUAUGAUUCCUAGCCUGCCUCCUGCUAGGGAAGGCGAGUAUAUAGUGUACGUGACAAACAAGAGGGAUCGUUCUUAUGGCAAGUCAAUUGUCCCUCUUGUUAUGGCUCUGCCUUCCCGUGGAGGAGCUCAAUCAUGGAAGGCUGCCAUUUCGGAAGCGAAUUUUCGGGAUUCUCGAGCAGAGGCGGACCGGUUGAGGGCGGAAUCGCGGAAGGAAUUGUCCCUUGCGCAGCGUGACCAGCACAAAAGGGACAUUUGUGUGUCCAAGCAAGAAGCACAACUCGAGAGUUUGGAAUUGGAGAGGCAGGAACUGAUGUUGGAGAUGCAGCGUCUUCGAGAGAAGGCAAGAAGGCUUCAGGCGUCACGAGAGGUUACGGAGAAAGCAGCGGCUGAAUACGUUGACCAGAAAGUAUCAGAGAUCUCCGCACUACAGUGCCAGCUUGCCGAGGAGUUACGUCAGAAGGCGGUUCUCCAGGAGACCUUGUCGGAGUUACGGGAGCAUGCAAGUCAACAGCAACGACGGCUUAAUAGUAUUGAGGCAAACAACCGGCAGCUUGCUACCAGGUAUACGGAGCUUCUAAGAGAUCUCGAGGAAGCCAACGAUAAUCCAGCACGAAUCGCUCUUGUCGCGUCCCGCAGUAGGAGCUCUAAUCAGCGGCUCACUCUGGAAAACAAGAAGCUAAGGGAAGAGAACAGAGCGCUCACGCGACAUUUCCACGAGAUCGAGGACAAGUUCGGUCAAAAGCUGAAAAUGGUGCGGAAAGUGGCAGAGGCUGGAGAUAUUUUCAAUUUCUUAAGGAAAUGGUUGUUAUGCAGCGAAAACAAGAUAAAGUUCUACGAGAUGGGUCAUAAAAUGGGCAAGGAAGAGGCCAAAGGCCAACGACGAAAGAUACAAGAGCUUCAGGAUGAACUGCGCAUUGCGGAAGCGGUUGCGAGAUCCUCCUACAUUUCCGUUCGGUCGAUUCUUCUCGAUGAACAACUGAAAUCGUAUACAAAGCAUGCGGAAGUUCCCGAUAUCUUUUCCUUUGUCAAAACGUCUUUGGAACGGUUCGGCUGGAUUUUUGGAGAGAUAGAAUCUGUUCGGCCUGUAGAUCGCGUCUUCGGAGUCGAGCUUCCUCACUGGAUGCAUGAUGGUGCAGUUCCAUCGAAAGCUCCAUUUUUGGAGCGAAUCUACCCUUGUGGAGGUAUCGAGGGAAGCAGUCGAUUUUCCUUGGUGCCGGGCGUCGACAUAAUGAGACCCGUCGAAAGCAUGAUUCCUGUCAGCCGCUUCGCAGAACUGGAAGCCUCUUUGCGUCUUCUAGAGGUUGAUCAUAAAGAGCUCCAGGAGAACUACACUGCCGCGAGCGAACGACUUUUGGAGUGCCAAAAAUUAAUCAAGGAUCUUCGAGAAGGGGAAGAAGGGAAUAGCUCGUGGUGCGAACAGCUUGGCAGGGAGCGAGGAGCGGUAUUGAAACCGAUGUAA
Toxoplasma gondii ME49 is the source of this 2288-nucleotide messenger RNA. RefSeq lists its product as hypothetical. The transcript is spliced from 12 exons. Bases 519 to 2288 code for a protein of 589 amino acids. The record is from RefSeq and is a predicted model, not a curated record. NCBI's taxonomy places the organism in Eukaryota, Apicomplexa, Conoidasida, Eucoccidiorida, Sarcocystidae.